Messenger RNA from Owenia fusiformis, 3976 nucleotides. The record is from the annotation of a GenBank genome assembly. NCBI's taxonomy places the organism in Eukaryota, Metazoa, Annelida, Polychaeta, Sabellida, Oweniidae.
GCGGGUUAUGACAUCAGAAAUUGUAUUGACAAAAUUGAAUGUUGGAAUUAUGCGUGGAGAUUACGCCGUAUGUGAAUUUCUCACGUCGGUAAUUUAUACACAUAUUGGACAUUAGUGCCAGAACAGAAGCAAAUUCUGUUGGGGUUGAGAAUACACACACAAUCUUUCCAGGAAUUCGGAAAAACAUUUAUGACAUUUUUAGCGAAUUUGGAACAAUUUUGACACACUCGCGACGGUGAUAAUGUAUAUGAUAAAACAUUAAGUAUAGUUACAAAAAAAGAAAAACAAUUUUUGCGAAGUUUUAAAAUGAUGGCAGGAAUUAUGAUGUCACCAUUGUCGGGACACCCUGGGCCAACACCGCAGUUAGUAGGCGUCGUCCCCCGGAACCGUACCCCCAGCCCCGUGGGACACACCGCGACAGAACGACGCCAGUCAACCGAGACAGAACAGCGCAAUAUUAGUGACAACAAAUGCGAUAUUACUGAACUUCAACACCGACAGCAGAAGGCCAGUGAUUACGCUAACGGACAUAUGGGCAAUAAUGUUAACGGUGCUAUAAUCGGGCAGACAUCUCCGCAAUCAUCAGCGUCAUCAUCAUCGCCUAAUGAGUCCUCGUCACCGGGAUUAGAUUCAAGUUCACGAGGAUCGUCAACAUCAUCUCCGCUAUUAGGCAACACUCUUCCACACGGGGGACAUCAUUUCGGGUCACCAGGAAGGAAACCAGACGCAUUGUGCCUUGUCUGCGGGGACAAAGCUUCGGGGAAACAUUACGGGGUUCAGAGUUGUGACGGGUGUCGGGGGUUCUUCAAGCGCAGUAUUAGACGACAGUUGGACUAUGUAUGCAAAGAAAACGGCAAUUGUAUCGUAGAUCUCGCCAGACGAAACCAAUGUCAGGCAUGUCGGUUCAAGAAGUGUCUCGAAAUGAAAAUGAACAAAGAUGCUGUUCAACACGAGAGGGCGCCACGAUGUUAUCAGUACAAGAGGGACAGCCCGGAUACAUGUGACCUAAGACCACCCGAGACAGCAUUCCCCGUCCCUCCACAUCUACUACACGAUAGGACCAGGUUUGACUACAGACUUGGACAACCGUACAGCCCUCCAGUUGGUAUGACACCAGAACUUAACCAGACAAGCAUGUUCCCUAGAGGUCCCCCAUUCCCCUACAUGGACAAACCAUUAAACGCUUUCAUACCAGGGGCCUUCAAUGGCAACCACGUGUUACUACCCCAUGACAUCCGGGCAUCUAUACAACAUCCGGGUCUCAGUAAUGGACAUUCCAAUCAAAAUCAUUUAUUAGGGCACAGGGACACUUUACAUCCUUUGUUGAGAUAUAAUGCCCCAACUACUCCACAAAUGCCUCAUACAUCUACACCAAUCAUCACACGACAGGAAGAAAAGCGACCAAUAAAAACAGAGGUGCUUAAACCAACAGAAAAAUGUAUCAAACGAGAAGGAGACACGUCAACCAGUGAUAACAUAGUAUCAUCAUCCGCAUCACAUACACCCACAGAACAAGAAAACAAGUCAAAUGAAACCCAGUCUCGAUCCCCAUCACGCAGUAGCCAAAAUACACCACUACCUUUCCCAGUUAAUGGAGGAUCGCUGACCAAUCCCAACGUUCCUCUACCCUCAAGUACCCCUACUGAAAAUCCGACAUAUUUCAACAAUCUAGGUCAGAGUGAAAACUGCUAUGAACACGCUGCAAGGCUGCUGUUUAUGGCCGUGAAAUGGGCACGUAAUAUCCCAUCGUUCCUCCAAUUGCCAUUCCGCGACCAGGCCAUACUUCUUGAAGAGUCUUGGUGCGAGCUAUUCAUCCUGAGUGCCGCGCAAUGGUCAAUGCCAGUCGAUAUAGGUACACUGUUAGCGUCACAUGGUAUGAAUCUCAAUGGACCAAGCGACGAAAAGGCCGCGUCUUUCGUCACACAAAUUCGUCUCCUCCAAGACAGCCUUAGCAGAUUUGGAAACAUGAAGAUUGACGCCACAGAAUACGCUUGCAUCAAAGCACUCGUCUUAUUUAAAGCAGAGGCACGUGGAUUGCGUGACCCAAGUCAUGUAGAGACACUACAAGAUCAAGCGCAGGUUAUGCUUCACGAGUACGUCUACAGUCAGUACCCCACCAGUAAAGUCCGCUUCGGUAAAAUCCUUCUUCUCCUCGCCUCACUGAAGUCAAUAAGCUCUAGGUCGAUGGAAGAAAUAUUUUUCAAACGAACAAUCGGAAGUAUUCCUAUUGAGAGGUUAUUGUGUGACAUGUUCAAAUCCAGUUAAAUCUUGAUGUUAUGUAUAGCCCUACUUUAUAGAUGGCGUAAUGGUGUAUGUGUCUACUUUAUAGAUGGCGUAAUGGCGAUAUUGUUCAAGUGAUUUUAACGUGAUAUAUUUAUUGUACCUAAUGAUAGAUGGCGACAUUGUUAAUUGAUGUAAUUGUGAUAUAUGUGGUGUAUAUAUUAUUGAUACUUGGAAAUAUUGUUCAUGUGAUAUAGUGAUGAAAUAUGGGAUGUAUAUAGUAAAAAUGGCCAUAUGAUAUAUAGUAUUAGUUCGAGUAAGUUACUAUAGUAAUUGUGCUAUAUGUAAUGCAGAUUGCGAUAGGCGACCUAGAUUGUUAUCAAACUUAUAAAAUAUUAAUAGCCAUUGUACUCGAUCUGAUUUACUAUUGUACAUAGAUAUGCAUACAUGACAAUAUGUUAAGAACAAUGAAUGUAACACUAGUAGUAUGGGUAGACUACCCACUACUGUCUCUCUAUGCAUGCAAUUUUAUAAUAUCCGCUUUCAAAUCAUAAAAUAGGAAAAUAACCUACAUAAACAUAAUGUGACAGGUUCAUUAUAAAUAAUGGUUGUUUAUGAUGUUUAUGCAACAUGUUUCAUUCCAUUAAGUCAAUAGACCUAGAGGUAUUACCAUAAUGUAUUAUUUACACCUGUAACAAUUGUAUAUUGUAUUCUCAUUUACACAAAUGUUAACCAUAUGUUUUACUAGUUGUAAAGCUUUAUUCAUGUAACAGUAUUUUAGCAGUUAUAUUCUGAUCUCACAAAAUCGGCAAUACAAACAAGCGUGGUACCUCAUCAUAGGACAACGCUGGUGCUUUUUCAAUUUUAUUUAAUUAUACACGUUUUAUUAUUUUUUAACUAAAUAUAAUAGUUUAGAUGAUAGAUGUUAGAAAACUAGAUUCAAUCAUAAUUUAAUGAAAAUCAUUGUAAAUGGAAAUGCUUAUAUAUAACGAAACAACAAUGAAUGAAUUAUGGCAAUAAUUUUUUACGUGAAGCAGAGAUUCAAAUAUAAGACGUAACAAUGCGCAUCUAAGAUGCCACAAUGCGCAUAUAGCGUACAAAAUGACAACGCGCAUGUAAAACAAAACAAUGAGCUUGUAAAACAAUGCGCAUUUAGGACCCUGACUGAUUGCACAUAUUGUGUAAUAACUUGUGUAAAUAAUGGCGAUCAAAUUAAGUAAGACCUUCAAAGAGGCUCUUGGACCAUAUGUUCUGUCUAGUUCACUAAAACAAUAUCAUCUAAUUAUCAUAGAUGACAUUAUAAUGUUCGUGUAUAUAAUAUUUUAGAUGACAUCAUCAUGUACGUGUAUAUAGUAGUUUGAUGACAUCAAAAUGAAUAUGUAUAUAAUAUUCGAUGUUUGUUACUCUUAAAUGUUUGUAAAUAGUGUUAAAAGUAUGAUUUUAAAUACAUUCUUAUGUGUAAAUAUCAGCAAUAAACAUGACGAUUCAAUUAAUUUUUGGGGCAGAGCCAUGCAUUUCUCCCCUGAGUAAAAUUUACUGACAAAUCUGUCACCAUUAGUCAUUACAAUUAUAUUAUAUUUGUUGUAAUAAUGUCAGUAUUAACUAGAUAAGUAAUGUUCACUAUAGUAUUAUAUUGACAUCUUGGUGCUUUAUCACACAGACUUAAUAAAUGUUAAACUUAAAAAUACGGAUGUUUGUUAAUGUGAAUUAUACGAUUAUGAUCUGAGUGAAAAUUGUAACCAAAUAUUGUAACAAG